Messenger RNA from Trichomycterus rosablanca, 3640 nucleotides. RefSeq names its product leucine rich repeat containing 58b (gene lrrc58b). The transcript is spliced from 4 exons. NCBI's taxonomy places the organism in Eukaryota, Metazoa, Chordata, Actinopteri, Siluriformes, Trichomycteridae. Gene Ontology annotation, molecular function: protein binding. Bases 104 to 1162 code for a protein of 352 amino acids. The record is from RefSeq and is a predicted model, not a curated record.
AAGCAGCCUGUGUGAUUUAAUGUGAGCGGAUAAUAAGAGGAUAACCGACCUACAGCAUGAUUUAAACUGUACAGAAGGACUCGUUUAGGGCUAAUCAUUAAACAUGGAGUGUUCCGAAGGAGCAGACGGCGGUGAAAGAGUGUUGGAUUUAUCUCACUUGGGUUUAAACAGUGUGAAUGUGGACAGUGUGGCUGAGAAACGCAGGGCUGAGACCUCAUAUCUUCUCCUCUGUUAUAACAGACUGACAGCCCUGCCGAUCUCCAUCCAUCUCUUCACCAACCUCCAGUUCCUGGACGUGAGUAAUAACGCCCUGACCGACCUGAGUGAGGCCAUCACCGGCCUGAGCAACCUCCAAACCCUGCUGGCCAAGAACAACCGACUGGAUGAGUUCUCUCUGCCCAAAGACUUGAGCUCUCUCCAGCGGCUGGAGGUGGUGAACCUGAGUGGGAACAGAUUCGAACAGAUCCCCAAACAGCUGCUGCACCUACCCCGCCUCCAGUCCCUGUCCUUCGGGGGGAACCGACUUAAACAUAUACCUGCUGAGAUUGACUGCCUCAAAAGUUUGGAGCUGCUCUAUCUGGGAGGGAACAUGAUCUCGUCCAUCCCGGUUGAGCUGGCUAACCUGCCUGUACUCGGUUACCUGGCGCUGUGUGAUAACCGCAUCCAGAGCAUCCCGCCUCAGUUCACCAGGCUUCACUCCCUGCGUUCUCUCAGCCUCCACAACAACCUGCUGACCUACCUGCCGCGGGAGAUCCUCAGCCUGGUCCAGCUCCAGGAGCUCAGUCUCCGCGGCAACCCGCUGGUCGUACGCUUCGUUAAGGACAUGACCUACGACCCGCCGUCGCUGCUGGAGCUGGCGGGCCGCGCCAUCAAAACACGCAACCUCCAGUACUCCACACGGGACAUGCCAGCACACCUCAUCAGGUACCUGGACCUGGCCAGCAAGUGUCCCAAUCCCAAAUGUGCAGGCGUGUACUUUGACUCGUGCGUGCGGCACAUCAAGUUCGUGGAUUUCUGUGGGAAGUACCGGCUGCCCCUCAUGCACUACCUGUGCUCUCCGGAAUGUUCCUCACCCUGCAGCUCCAACCCCCAGAGCGACGCCGACUCGGACGACGACCAGUCCGUACCGGCCGACCGACUGCAGAGGGUGCUGCUGGGAUAAUGCUACACACACUCAUGCACACACACACACUCAUGCACAAACGCAGAACAUGUGAUCACUGGUGCUGCUUCGGCAAAUCGACUGAACUCUCCGGCCUGCACGGGUCGCGUCUCUUUAAUGUUAUUGGGAUUAAGGUGCUCCAGUAAACUGGUCUAGAUUAUUAAUAGACUAUUGUAAUCCUGUUCUUCCUAUUUAUUUGCUUGAAUUAAGUAAACAAGGCCUUGCAAGGAUGGGGAUUCUUUGUUAAACAAGUAGUACGAUGUAAAAAUGAAAACAAAAUUAAGGUUAGCUUAAAAUAACAAAUAAAUAUUAAUACACACAGUAUACUGUAGCAUGGGGGUGAAUUUAUAAGAGUGAGUUUAAAAAUCAGUCGGGUGGAAGAGCUGUAAACAAAAGCACUUCUUUGCUCCCGGAACAGUGAACCCAUGUUAUGGAAUGUUAUAAAAUAUAUUUUUCCUUUACUGAACAACCAAAAAUAACCUUUAACAAUUAAAUACAGAUUAGAUUUUAUUCUAUAGAGUUUAUAUUCAGGUGAUGACUUGGCGCAGUGAGUAGGAAUAAAUUAAGAAUGAAAGCACUGACUGACACUGAGUUUAAGUUUUUGGUUUCUGUAAACAAAAAGCCAUAAGUAAAAAUAAUAAUAAUAAUAUUAAUAAUAAUAAUGCUCAUAAUGGUCAUUUAUUAAAAUAUUUAACCAGAUUUGAUUGUUUAACACGAAGCACUUUGACGUAAUUGUGUUAAUAAUGUUAAGAAUAUAAACUGAUGCUUAAAUUUAGGGUAAAUUUGUGCAUCUUUUACUGAUUAAAACAACAUGUUGUCUUUAGUUCGUAUAUCCAGUACUGAGCAAAGCUGGUAGCUCAUGAGCGUCUCUGUCUGCAUCCUAAUUCACUUAAUACAUUUAACGGCAUUAAGCCGACGCUUUUAUCCAACACGACUUGUACACUUUGAGCAAUUGAGGUUUAAAGGUUUUGCUCAGGGGUCCAGCAGUGACAACCUGGCUGUGGUGGGUCUGAUUACUAGCCCAGUACCUCAACUGCUGAGCCAUCACAAAUACACAAAUAUGCCGAUGGAUGGUUGGAACGUCCAUGCCAAAUUGCCAUAGUUUUAUUUUAUUUAACCUGUGCAUCUGCAAAUGAAUGAAGUGUUGUACCUCUGUUUAAUAGGUACAGAGGUUUAGUAAAAUAUUUUAAAUAUCUCUGAAAUAUUUAGGAAUAAACCCAAGUGCCUUAAUCAUGUGCUACCAAGCUCUUCUAAUACUGGUAACUAAAGAAAUGUGAUGUUUUUAGUGUUUUAUAUAUAUUUUUUAUUCUAGACAGUACCAAGGUGCAUUGGUGUAUGAAUAAAUAAUGUUUGAUGUGCUUUACUUUUUUAAAACGAGUUGUUUAUUAACAUACGUGUUCAGAUUAAAACUGUGAAUAAGAGGAAGGUAAAUGUACAGAUCUGAUACCGAGUCUUUGUAUUGAAGUUGAUUCUGACCCGAUGUCCCAUGCUGGAAUGGUUUUAGAUCAGAUCUGACCAGUUUUCCCAGUUUUAUACGGUCCAGUCAUGACGUUUUCUUGUUAUUUUGAAUUUUUAAUGAUGGGUUCAGAUUUGAUGUCUGGUCGGGCGGCUGUUACACCGUUUCGGAGGAUGCUGAUGUGAGGAGAGAGUAGAAAGUGUUAGAGAUGUUGAUAUUGAAGUCGGGCGGCACGGUGGCUCGGUGGGUAGCACUGUCACUUCACAGCAAGAGGGUCCUGGGUUCUGUGGGGAGUUUGCAUUUUCUCCCUGGUUUCCUCCCACAGACCAAAAACAUGCCAUCAGGUAAAUUGGAGACACUGAAUUGCCCUAUAGGAGAAUGUGUGUGUGUGUGUGUCUGCACUGCGAUGGACUGGUGCCCCGUCCAGGGUGUUACUGUGUGCCUUGCGGCCAUUGAAAAGCUGGGAUAGGCUCCAGCACCCAACCCCGCGACCCUAACUGGAUAAGUGGUUAAGAAAGUGAGUGAGUGAAUAUUGAAGUCAUCAUUAUUAGAAGAUAAUAUUAAGGGUGGCGCUCAGGUGCUGGAUUGGCAUCCUGUCCAGGGUGCGUGGGGAAAACCAGAGCCAAUGAAUAUACGCUGUUAUCUUUUUUUCUAAUGCAAAGCAGAACAUACAAAUAAUGGCAAUAAUUAAUGCAAAGAAACACUUUUGUUUAUAAUGCUUAUAAUUUUUUACUAAUGAUCAGCUUUCUAAACAUUUGGUUUCUUUGAAAACUUGCAUUUUUAUAUAUUAAAAAAAAGCUGAAAUAUUAGGCUGUAAGAAAUAGUUGAAUAGUGAAUGUAGCACCUCAUUUCACUUUGCGUUGAACUUCUUAAUUUGUGUUAUUUUAUUUUAUUUAAUAACUGUUAACUAUUAAUGUGUGAUUUGUAUUUGACUCUGUAUUAAACAUGUAUUCAUGUGUAUUGCUUUUUAAAGAGGUGAAUACCCUAAUAAAUAAAUACAAUUUAUUUUUAUUCAAAUAGAA